This is a messenger RNA of Chelmon rostratus (copperband butterflyfish), 3590 nucleotides long. It is a transcript of the gene tpd52l2b, whose product is annotated as tpd52 like 2b. Gene Ontology annotation, cellular component: cytoplasm. The transcript has 7 exons. Bases 205 to 816 code for a protein of 203 amino acids. NCBI's taxonomy places the organism in Eukaryota, Metazoa, Chordata, Actinopteri, Chaetodontiformes, Chaetodontidae. The record is from RefSeq and is a predicted model, not a curated record.
GCUGAGCUGGCUGUUCGGUGUUUGGGCUGAAGUGUUCAGGCUGUUCCUGUCGACGACUUUCUCCGAGUGGGAGCAGUCGCUAAAACCAGGAAGAUUUCUGCACACUGAGUGGAAAACACACGGUGCUAAUCCGUUGUCCGUAUUUCACACCAGCAGAGUUCAACUUUGAACAAAAAGGAGUUGCAGCUUCGUUAAAUCGACGCCAUGGACCCCGCCAGUCAAGAUAUCAACCUGAACUCUCCUAACAAGGGUCUUGUUGUGGAUCAUUCAGACAGCCUGUCCGACGUGCCGGUGGAGGGGGCGGUGGGGAACUCGACCAACCCUCUUCAGCCCGGCCUGACAGAGGAAGAGGCCGAGGAGCUGCGCACCGAGCUCACCAAGGUGGAGGAGGAGAUCAACACCCUGCGUCAGGUUCUGUCAGCCAAAGAGAGACACGCCGCAGAGCUGAAGAGGAAACUCGGCCUCAGCCCGCUCAAUGAGUUCAGGCAGAACCUGACCAAGAGCUGGCAAGACGUACAGACCUCCAACGCAUAUGUGUCUGCCUCAGCCACGUGGGAUGACAUUGCCCACUCUGAAGCAUACAAGAAGACACAGGAGACUCUUUCCCAGGCGGGACAGAAGACCAGUGCAGCUCUCACCACAGUGGGCACGGUCAUCAGCAAGAAACUGGGCGACAUGAGGAACUCUGCGACCUUCAAGUCAUUUGAGGAUAAAAUGGGGAACCUGAAGUAUAAGGUCGUCGGCCCCAAAGGGAACGGGGAGGCCGUCAGCUCCCCCACUGACACCACCCCCACUCAGGAGAAUCCACCUUUCUGAAUCCAUCCCUCCUCCUCCUCCUCCUCCUCCUCCUCCUCCUCCUCCUCCUCGCUGCCACCUUCCUCACAACCUGAGACUGUACUGUUAUCACUUCACAUCGCAGAGUCAGCCCUGACCUUUGACCCUCCACCUCACCGACUCGCCGCCUCUCACUUUGGUCCAUGGGUCCGUAGAGUCUGACGGGUGGGGGCGAAGGACUCGUGGCUUUGGGGUGGGACGAGCCUUCCUCACCAGCCCCGCCGCUGCUGGUCGAGCUCCAUUCUUCUGCCUCCGUUGAGGAAAAGGAAAAUGUUUUGUUGAUGUCUAAACCUGAAUAAUUUCCAGAGCUUACUUCUCCACCUCCUGCCUCUACCCCCCCCCCAGUUCCACCCACCCCCCUUCAUUUGUCUUCCUCAGUCCUCAGACACCUUAUUUGAACCGGUUGUUGCUGUUUCAGCGAGUCACUCUGUGGAUAUAAAGGCAUUAUAAGAUGUCACAUUUAGUUCUGGGAUGGGGGGCGUUAAAGAUGCUGCUGCAGUCAUCAGAAAGUAACCCUGCAGGUGCAUUUAUGCCCCCCAACUCAGAGUUCAGGAACCAGGAUGUCUGCAGACUGAGGGUGGAGGAGCAUGGUGGUUAACUUUAUUGUGUCUUCUGGUUUCUGACGGCGAUCAUGUACUUAAAUCAUCACACACUCAGUACCCCCACCUACACCCGCUUUGCUUCCCAGCUAUGCAGUUGCAGCCGUGUGAACUACACUCGCAGGUUAGACUCGGGGGUGGGGGGGUGUUGUAGGAUCCAGCACAUGCCACCCUUCUUAGACCCACCACUGCUACAUGCAUGUGCAUAUCUCAUCUCAUACCAUACCGACCACGCAAAGACGGCCGGUCUCGUGUAACACCCUAAAAACCCCCCCGGAUGUAAAAACAGAAAAAAACCUUAAACCAUUUUGUAUUAAAACUAUUUUACACUGCUUUGCAUAAUGUUUUUACAUGACUUUUAUCAAUAUGUAUAAAUAUAUAUGAAUGAAUAUAUUGUCGCUGCCGCUGCCGAUUGGUAGUGAUCAGUUUGGGAGGUGUGAGAAAAAGCAGGGGGAGGCUCGACACAGUUUCAGUUACUGUCUGUGGAGAACACGUUUGUGAAACUGACUCGUUCAGGCGGCUCAGACCGAGGCAAGAAGAGCAUAGUGGAGUGGUUUCACCUGACACACUGGACGUGGAUUUGAUCUGAGAUGUCUCCAUUUUCAAGUCCAACUAAACCUCUGAAGGCUUGAAAAUGGUGUGAAACCACUUUGACCCUGGUUUGUUCUCGUCCUCGGUGUGAGACGAUGCUUUGCCUGGUGAAUGUCAGCGCUUCUCUGUCGGCCUUACUCACUGAAAAAGGUUCACCUGUUACUAUGAUUCAGCUGGUAGAGAAGAAGUAGUUGUUUUCCUUUGUGUUAGUUUAUUAAGUUGAACAGACUGGUUUGAUUGAAGGAAGGUCAGUUAGCAUUAAAAUAUUUAGAGUCUACAAAAUGUGUCAUGGAAACCUCUCGCUGCCACUGCAGAAACUUUGCCAACGACCCCUUAAUGCCCACAUGAACACACGAAUGCACUCCUGUUAACACACUAAAUGCCUAACUGCACGCACACACACGCACACUCACGCUGCAUGAGGCCAAACCUACAAGCGUUUUGUUCAGAACCGCCGUCGCCCUCCGUGUACGCCUACAGCAGGAGCUCCAACAAACGACGCGGCCUCAGACACGGCGAAGCACCGUCACUUUUCUCCCCAACGUGAAAACGAAGAGAUCGCUGCUGUGGUUUGGCAGAACGUGACUGCUGUCUGUGACAUUUCCCAGCGUCGCCUCGCGUUGCCAAAUAUCUCUCUCAACUACACAAUGUUGCUCUUGUGUCCUGUCUCAAAAUGUCACGGGGGGGUUUAUCGAGGCAGCAAAAAGGGUAAAUGAGCUGUUAUAUACCGUAAUAUUUUGGAUUAGUGAAUGAUUUAUGCCAAAACAGAAAAUGAAAAUACCCGGCGUAUAAACAAAAGUUCCCAUCAAACUGCUUCUGAACUGCUGCCAGCGAAUCAGAACGUGCAUUUCCUUGUUCUGUUUGUGUUUGUGUCGAUUGGUUUGGUAGUUAAUAUAUUCCUGUUAGCUGAAUCGUUAUGUUUUCUUUCUGGCUUUCCAUCUGUUGGGAGAGGUGGACUUUAGAGAAGAUUUGUUAUUUGUACAAAUAAUUUGCCAUCAGUUAAAAACAGGUUGCCAAUAUUUAAAUACCUGUUACACCUUUCUCUCUGACUUUCUGCUUUGCCAAGAGGAAAAAUGCGGACGCGCACUAGCAAGAAUGCUAAUCUCAAGUCAUUUGCUUCAGAAUUGACUCAUGAAGUUGUUUUUUUCUUAGACAAAGUGGAGGAAUUGCCUCGUAGUUGAUGCUUUGGUUUGGCAGAGGUCUCACUCUGUGCAAGAAAAGAGCGAUGUAAAGGCUGAAUUAAAUGACUUGUUGGGAUGGAUUUUCUUCGCAGUGUCGCCGUCGCCUGUUUAAAGCUGCAGCCUGUUUUGGGAGACUGACGAUGAAAAGGAUGAUGUGCUUUUGUUUUGGGUGCCGAUGGGAAGCGCAGCACGUGAUGAGCCUGCUCAGAGCUCGCUGCUGCAGAGGCUGGAGGACAGUAGAGUUCUCACAGCUUUAUUUAGGUCCUGGGAUAGGCUGAUGUAGAAUAUCAAAAGGGAUCAGAUUUGGAAGAUUACAGCGAAUGAAUUAAAAUCACUUUUUGGUUUUGUUGUAUAUGUUUGGAUAUCAAUAAAGCAUUCCUUUAAA